CUGACAUGCAUAGCAUUAUUGCAUGUGUUCAGAGCUUAAUUAAAUCGCUGCCAUGGCCGCGCGUGCGCCUCACCCCCACAUCGUCAUCCUGCCGUUCCCCGGCCAAGGCCACGUCAAGCCGAUGCUCAUUUUAGCCGAACUUCUAAGCCGAUCAAGCCUCGCCGUCACCGUCGUCAACACCGACCACAACCACCGCCGCCUCGUCGCCGGCGGCGGUACGGACACCGCCGGAGGGAUUGACUUUCUUUCCAUCCCCGACGGCUUGCCGCCGGAGCAUCCGCGGAUUGGUACUUCCGUCGCCGAUUUGCUCUUCUCCAUUCCCAAAUUCACCAAGCCGAUCUUCAAAAGCUUGAUUUCAUCCAUGCGCCGACCUCCGGCUUGCGUCAUCAGCGAUGCAAUCAUGUCCUUCGCCAUUGACGUCGCCGGCGAGCUCGGGAUUCCGGCGAUGACGUUUCGAGUUUGCAGCGCCGCUGGUUGCUGGAUUAAUUCUCAUCUUCAGCAUCUCGUCGAAGCCGGCGACAUUCCGGUUCGCGAAGGAAGUGCAGAUAUGGACAGCCUACUCUCAUUCAAAAUUCCAGGUCUGGAAAACGUGAUUAGGCGCCGAGAUCUGCCGCACAUAUGUCGGUUAUCACCAGACAAUCCGUACCUGCAAUUCGAGAUUAGCCAGACCUCAAAAUCAAGCAAAGCUUCUGCUCUCAUAAUCAACACGUUCGAAGAACUCGAAGCUCCAAUUAUCGCUCAUCUACGCUCAAUUUUCCCUGCGGUUUAUGCAAUUGGACCAUUGCACGCUUCCUUGAGCUCUAUUUCUCCCAAUCGAAGGUGUUCAUGUUCAUCCAGUUUGAUCCAAACCGAACGUACCUGUAUGAACUGGCUUGAUUCUCAGCCGUCCAAAUCGGUGCUGUACAUUAGCUUCGGCAGUCUCACUGAAUUAACCAGAGAGCAACUGAUGGAGUUCUGGCACGGGAUAAUCAACAGCGAGAAGAGAUUCCUGUGGGCGAUUAGGCCUGAUUUGAUAAUCGAUGAAGAUGAGAUUCCUGAGGAGCUGAAAAACAGCACUAAGGAGAGGGGAUUCAUGGCAGGAUGGGUGCCACAGGAGGAAGUUCUAGAACACGAAGCAGUUGGCGGUUUCUUAACACACUGCGGAUGGAAUUCAACCAUUGAAAGCAUUUCUGCAGGCAAAUCGAUGCUCGGCUGGCCCUGUUUUGUCGAUCAGCUAGUGAAUUCUCGAUGUGUCGAGGAAUUGUGGAAUCUAGGGAUUGAUAUCAAGGACAUUAACGACAGAUCAACCAUUGAGAGAAUGGUGCGUAAUUUGAUGGAAGGAAAGCAAGAACAUAUCACAAAAUCGACUGCUGAGCUUGCUCGAUUGGCUCGCGAUUCUGUCCGCGAAGGCGGAUCGUCGCAUCGGAAUUUCAUGGAGCUUGUUCAAGCCAUUAGAUUGCUGCAUUCUACCAAGGAUUGCUUGCAGACGAGAGAAUAGGACAAUAUUCGCUGCAGAAGACAUAAAAGAAGAUGGUUCAGAUCUCCAAUUUGAGACUUGGCUUCAAAGGAAGAGAAGUAUUCUUACUAUACACACAUAUCCAAUACAUAAUGAUAGCAAUAAUCAUAUCAUUGGUUACAACACAGCCCCCUUUUCCCACCUCAAGCAAUUCAUGUAAUCAUCAUGUCUUAUUUAUGUAUAUUGUUAUUACGAUGAAUUAGUAUAUUAGUCACGAGGCUGAUAAUACUUCAAAUAUCAUCAGAUUUUACGUAAUAAAUAAAUAAACAAUACACUUUAUGUUAAUAUGAUAUGCUAAUAUAAUAGCCCAUAUACCAUAGGAUGUGUUUACUUUAAAUGAUUAUGAUGAAUAAUAUUAUUUUAUUAUAUCUAAUCAUAUGUUUAGUAUAAUGAAUUAAAGUAUUUAAAGUAAACGUAUAUACAUUAUUACAAUAUGCUAACUAGAGCCAAUCAGCAUCAUGCCUAACAAACCUAGAUCAGCACCAUAACUAGUCCUUUUAUUUUUUUAAUCAGAACCCACAAUUCUUGGCACCAAUAUAAAUCACAAUUCCUAUCCCUAUCUCUAAAAUUCCAUUCUGAUUCUGACAAUCAAAUGGGCUUUAAACUCUUCUCAUUUAGCAGCUUCUGGUAUUCAUAUUUAGCAAAGCUAUUUCCAGGCUGGCCUGAUCACCAAACCCCCUACGACUACUCUUUCUCUCUAUUCUUAGUUUUUCUGCUCAC
Messenger RNA from Andrographis paniculata, 2215 nucleotides. Its product is annotated as 7-deoxyloganetic acid glucosyltransferase-like. The coding region runs from base 53 to 1477 and encodes 474 amino acids. Gene Ontology annotation, molecular function: UDP-glycosyltransferase activity. The record is from RefSeq and is a predicted model, not a curated record. Lineage: Eukaryota; Viridiplantae; Streptophyta; Magnoliopsida; Lamiales; Acanthaceae. The transcript has 4 exons.